GUCAAACUAUCGAUUUCUUUUCAACGAUCAGAAAACAGAUUGCAGAACUUCCGCCAAACUCCAAAGUUGUGUGUCGCAAAUUCUCCUCAUAAACAAAAAGGAAAAAAAAGAAAAAUGAGCUUCUUUACACUAAGAAGUGCUUGCGGUUCCUUGGGAGUUCAAUCCUCAAGCUUGACAGUUCAGUUGGGUUUCCACUCUAAUGAAAAUAAUAAUUUCCUUGGAGCUUUUGUUUCAUCUCCUAAAAGAACGAAAAUUAAGAAGUUUUCUAUAGCUUGCUCUUCUACUACUACUGCUGCAAGAGGAGAGCCUGUAAGUCGGCCUCCUGCAUGGAUGAUGCGCCAGGCAGGAAGGUAUAUGUCUGUUUACAGAAAGCUUGCAGAGAAACAUCCAUCCUUCAGAGAGAGAUCUGAGACAACUGAUCUCAUUGUGGAAAUUUCUUUGCAGCCUUGGGAAGCUUUCCGCCCUGAUGGAGUGAUAAUUUUCUCCGAUAUACUUACUCCACUGCCUGCAUUUGGUGUCCUGUUUGACAUUGAAGAAGUAAGGGGUCCUGUCAUUCAGUCCCCGAUUUGCUCUGAGGAUUGCUUGAAGGCAUUGCACCCUAUUGACCUGGAGAAACUACAUUUUGUUGGGGAUUCCCUUAAGAUUUUGCGCCAGGAGGUUGGAGAUCACGCUGCGGUGCUGGGUUUUGUUGGAGCACCAUGGACAAUUGCAACAUAUAUAGUAGAGGGAGGUACAACCCGCACUUACACAACCGUAAAGAGUAUGUGCCACACAGCACCAAAUUUAUUGAGGGCCCUUCUUUCUCAUUUAACAAAAGCAAUAUCUGAAUACAUUAUUUACCAAGUGGAGUCUGGAGCACAUUGCAUACAAAUAUUUGAUUCAUGGGGUGGGCAACUACCACCUGAUAUGUGGGAGCAGUGGUCAAAGCCUUACAUAACAGAGAUUGUGAGCAUGGUACAGAAUAAGUGCCCUAAGAUACCUCUUGUUCUCUACAUUAAUGGAAAUGGUGGCCUCCUUGAGCGCAUGAAAGGCACUGGGGUUGAUGUGAUUGGACUUGACUGGACAGUUGAUAUGGCUGAUGGAAGGAAGCGGUUGGGUAAUGAUAUCUGUGUCCAGGGCAUUGUUGACCCUGCUUACUUGUUUUCUCCACUUCCAGCUGUAACGGAGGAAAUCCAAAGGGUUCUUAAGUGUGCAGGACCAUGUGGGCACAUUCUUAAUUUGGGUCAUGGCGUUCUCGUUGGGACUCCUGAAGAAGCUGUUGCACAUUUCUUUGAAGUCACAAAAAGCUUAAAAUACGAGAGUUCAUCUCAAAAUCAUGCCAUGGAGGAAUCUAAAUUGUUAGUUUGAGACCAUUAUGGUUAGUCUAGAUCCUGAGGUUUUUUCUAUAAAUUGGCCCUUUGGUUUAAAUUCACAUCUUAUCCUUGAAUCACAACCUCAUGAUGUCAAAUCAACUUGCAUUUUGCAAAAGGGGUUGAUUGGCGUUUGGCUCUUGUACAUGCUUGUGGUUUAGUCAGAUAGGUAUAUUUAUUGUGCUAGUUGUUAAAUGUUAGGAAUGAAUAAAUAUCCUGAUUUUUUGUUGUACAUUUGAAGCCUAUGCAUGUUCUAGUGCUUUGUUCAAGCUUUUUGCCCUUUUACCUGGUUGGUAGAGGAUAUGAACUGCAGGGAGGUUCAAAAGCUUUGUAGUGACUAGUAAAAACAUGCCCUAAAAGGACAUUUUGACCAUAACCAAGUAUUCAUAUCCGUAAUGAAUUGAUUCUUUGAUCUUAUCAGCAUAAUGCUACCUGACCCCAGCUAUUUGAUAGAUUGAGUUCUUUUGAUUAGCUGAAAAUAAGACUUGUGAAACUGCCAUACAGGACAUUUCUCUAAUAUGGUUGACUGCUUUAACCAACUCAGUAAACAAAAUAAUCUUGCGAUAGCUCUAUAUAUUUUAGCUUGGAAAAUAUGUAUGCGUCUAUGUAUUCAUGGGCCUAUUAGUGAGAUAUAUCUUUCUAUAGAUGUUUGAGUGAUAUUCUUUUUGUAACUUUUAAGAUGGCAUAUGUAUAUGUUAAUGUCUUUGUGUUUGUGUUUGUUUGAGCCUGCUGGCUUCUUUGAAUUUACUUUUAUAGAUGGUUUCUAGUGAAACUCAGAUUUUGUUAGAGAUGAUCAAUUAAUUAUUAGCAUUGACUGGUCUGGCCCCUUGAGAGGAAUGCAUCACAUUAUGCAUGGACAUGCAUUAAGUGGAGAUAUCACCAUAACAAUGGAAGAAACAAUUUUAUUGAAAUCUGAUAAAUAUAGCAUCAAGUUUAUUUUUCCCCUUAUUUCUUCAAGAUUCUAAAAUUCAAGGCACUGUUCCAGAGGUUUUUUUAAAAUUAUUUUUAAUUUAAAAUAGAUAAGCAAUGUUAAGUCAAUAGGAUACUAAAUUUUGCUUUAAGUUCUUUUCUUCAUAUUGUCUACUUAUUAUUGCAGCUAAGAUGCAAUCCAACUGGGUUAAGUUUCCACUUUAUAUGCGAGCUUAUCAGUUCUUGUGGAUCUUCAUAUCAUGGUUUCUCUAAUGUUUUUUGUUUGUGUCUUGCUUUAAUAUGCUAGUUGUCCUCAAUAAUGUAUUACCAUUUUGAAGUUUUUAUUGUAUUUGUAAUGUAGUUACCACUGUUUCAUGUCAUUUUCUGGUCGGGUUACUCUUCAUAUGAAUAGAUUAAUAUUUUACUAGCAGCUGACUGUAGAUGCAGAAAAUUAUUUUAUUACUUCCUAGUAAGUGAUUUUUCAUGCAGAUUUUGCUCCAAAAUUGACACACCUCCAAGAGAAUAUUUGAGCUGAGGCCCUUCCUGCAAAAGGAAUGUAGGUAGCAAUGGUUUUGUCUUCCCUACUUCGAAUUUUCUAUCUGGGAGUGUGAAAGCUCUCUUUCUGCAGGUUUGCUCAUAAAUUUCUACUAAGCUACUAGUUUUAAACCGUGAAGUUAACCUGAAGUAAAGGUCAUUCAGAAUUCCGUAAGUUUUACUGCCUUUUGCAUGCUUGAUUAAUAGCAAAUGGCUGAAAGAGAGAAGUGAAGUUACUAUGAUGAUUGGGGGUAUGGAGUCCAUGGCAAGAACUUUUUUUUUUCAAUGAAUCCAUAACAAGGUUACUUGAGAAAGAACAGUCUUUCUAUGUACAGCAAGGCUUGAGGCUUCUAAAAAAUCUCCUUUUCUGCAGCACAAAGGGAGCGGACUGCAAGAAUAUGCUAGAAUAUGGACUGCAUCGAAGUGUUCUGAAAUGUGAAAAUAUCAUGGUUGAUUUAGUUGUUUCUUGUUGAGAUUCUGCGCACAAUGAAUUAGUGCAUAUUACAAGCUCGUUCCCAUUGGAUAAAUGCUCAAUUUGGGCCACCUAAACCUUUGAGGCUCUGCUCUCAUAAAGAUCAAAUUUUCAAAGUGGUCAAGUAAAGAUUAAGCCUUCCUGCUUAUAUAGGCAUCAAACUUUGUCAGAGUUGCAAAUAAGAAUUGGGCCUAAGGUUUGUUGUAAUUAUUUUGUAUUUCUUUAGUUAUAUGGUGUGAAAAGAUAAACUAUAUAUGCUUUACGUAGUUUCAUGGUUAUUGAACAUAAUAGUAUUGUAAUAUAUAUUUUAUUGGUCAUUAUGUGUAGAAUGGUUGUUUGAGUA
Molecule: messenger RNA, 3607 nt
Organism: Gossypium raimondii (Peruvian cotton)
Lineage: Eukaryota; Viridiplantae; Streptophyta; Magnoliopsida; Malvales; Malvaceae
Product: uroporphyrinogen decarboxylase 1, chloroplastic
Exons: 6
Coding region: 115-1347 (410 amino acids)
Biological process (GO): porphyrin-containing compound biosynthetic process
Molecular function (GO): uroporphyrinogen decarboxylase activity
Source: RefSeq, a predicted model, not a curated record